Messenger RNA from Medioppia subpectinata, 2130 nucleotides. The record is from the annotation of a GenBank genome assembly. NCBI's taxonomy places the organism in Eukaryota, Metazoa, Arthropoda, Arachnida, Sarcoptiformes, Oppiidae.
AUGGGCGGCGCACACCUCUACUCUCAGGCGCUCUACUCAUGCAGUAGUGCCCCCGCGCGUGACGAGUGUCUGACACACACACGCAUCACAUCCACCGCUGAAGACAUUGUUGACCACUUCUGGCGCGUGAAUAUCAGUAAAAACAUGUCUAAAAGACGUAUCGAUUUGAACGAUGGCUUCACGAAGAAGAAUCGUGCCGGCGAUCAUCACUCACACCACUCGGCGGACAUCGACUCGUUGCUGAAGGACGCGAAGAGUAAAGCGUCGGCGGCAUCGGGUCCCGGAGCGGGCGCCGCCACCACCACCGCCGGCAUCAACGCGUGCACACAAUUGCCGUUCAGUCAACGCUAUUACGAGCUGUUCCGCAAACGCAUCCAAUUGCCGGUCUGGGAAUACAAGGAACAGUUCCUGGAGCUGAUCGACAAGAACCAGAUACUGGUGCUCGUGGGCGAGACCGGCUCCGGUAAGACGACGCAAAUACCCCAGUGGUGUGUCGAGUAUUGUCGCGGCAAAUGCAUCAAAAUCGGUGUCGCCUGUACUCAACCACGACGUGUGGCCGCCAUGUCUGUGGCCACGCGUGUCGCCGAAGAGAUGGACGUACUGUUGGGUCAAGAGGUGGGCUAUAGUAUCCGUUUCGAGGACUGUUGCGGACCGAAAACGCUGCUCAAGUACUGCACCGAUGGUAUGCUUUUGCGGGAAGCGAUGUCCGACCCGCUGCUCGAGGCCUACAGUCUAAUACUGCUCGAUGAGGCUCACGAGCGAACGCUGGCCACCGAUAUACUGAUGGGUGUAUUGAAACAAGUGGUGACCAAACGCCUGGAUCUGAAGAUUGUGGUGAUGUCGGCCACACUGGACGCCGGGAAGUUCCAGCAGUACUUCGACGACGCGCCGCUGAUGAACGUUCCCGGGCGGACACAUCCCGUCGAGAUCUUCUAUACGCCCGAACCCGAGAAGGACUACUUGGAGGCCGCCAUCCGUACAGUGAUUCAGAUACAUAUGUGCGAAGAAGGAGAGGGAGAUGUGCUUUUGUUUCUCACCGGCCAAGAGGUACGGUAUAGUUGUGGCCACCGUUUUGUAGUGUUUGUGCGCUUUGGUGUCCCGAUUGCGGCACCCGAUAGCGAAAUUGAAGAGUCGUGUAAACGAAUCAAACGCGAAGUCGACAACUUAGGACCAGAUGUGGGUGAUCUCAAGUGUAUACCCCUGUACUCGACACUACCGCCGAACCUUCAGCAGCGUAUCUUCGAGUCGGCGCCGCCGCCCAAAGCCAACGGCGCUGUCGGCCGAAAAGUGGUGGUCUCGACGAACAUCGCCGAGACAUCGCUGACCAUCGAUGGCGUGGUGUUUGUCAUCGAUCCGGGCUUUGCUAAGCAAAAGGUGUAUAACCCGCGCAUUCGGGUCGAGUCACUGCUGGUGUCGCCCAUAUCGAAGGCGUCGGCGCAGCAGAGGGCGGGUCGGGCGGGACGGACCCGUCCGGGAAAGUGUUUCCGUCUGUACACCGAAAAGGCCUAUAAGACGGAAAUGCAGGAAAACACUUACCCCGAGAUAUUGCGCUCCAAUCUGGGAAUGGUUGUGCUCCAGCUCAAGAAGUUGGGCAUUCACGACCUUAUCCUGUCGAUCGCCGCCAUGUUGUCCGUUCCGCAAUGCUUUGUGCGGCCAAACGAGCAGAAGAAGGCGGCCGACGACGCGAAGAUGCGGUUCGCGCACAUCGAUGGCGACCACUUGACGCUAUUGAACGUUUACCACGCGUUUAAACAAAAUCAUGACGACCCGAACUGGUGUUACGAGAACUUCAUUAACUUUCGUUCGCUGAAGAGCGCCGACAACGUUAGGCAACAGUUGUCCCGAAUUAUGGAUCGCUUUAAUCUGAAGAGAGUGUCCACCGAUUUUACGUCAAGAGAUUAUUACAUAAACAUUAGGAAAGCACUCAUUUCGGGCUAUUUUAUGCAAGUGGCACAUCUGGAGAGGACUGGCCAUUACCUGACGGUGAAGGACAAUCAGAUCGUUCAGUUGCACCCGUCCUCCUGUUUGGACCAUAAGCCCGAAUGGGUUAUAUAUAACGAGUUUGUGUUGACCACCAAGAACUACAUCCGAACGGUGACCGACAUCAAAGCCGAAUGGUAUGUGUUGUGA